This is a messenger RNA of Caenorhabditis auriculariae, 807 nucleotides long. Lineage: Eukaryota; Metazoa; Nematoda; Chromadorea; Rhabditida; Rhabditidae. The record is from the annotation of a GenBank genome assembly.
AUGAGAGCAGUUGAAUAUGCAGUGGAAGAUGGACUUGUCUAUUCUUUCUGUUAUUUAGCGCUUAACUCGAAACUCCAGUCGGACAGCAUGAGCGUGAGGAACAUCUUUGGAAUGCAGGAGAGUCAGCUGCAAAGCUACGCUCACCCUAUGUUCCGAUUACGUGGCGUGUCGCCAGGGUGCCGUCGCUGUGGCGCGCCUUCGGAGACACCGCAGCACGUAGUUGCGGGAUGUAUCCAAUAUCGCGCUACACUCAUGCUUGAGAGGCACAACCAGGUAGCUAGAAAUUUCUUCUAUUGGGCCUGUCGUAAGUUUGAAGCAACACACGUCCAUCAUACGCAGGAAGUCCCGGUCGAGUCAAUCGGCUUGGAUGGAACGGUGAUAUGGUGGGAUCGCUACGUUGCAACACCUGUCAAACUACGCCAUUAUCGACCAGACAUGAUCAUCUACCGAAAAUGGACAAGAGAAAUCUUCGUCAUUGAAGUAGGUGUUUCAUGGUUCACCAGGUUAGACGAUCAGUAUUCAAUGAAGUAUCAAAAGUAUGCAGUUAACUCGACGCUAUUAGAUACGGACUCGUUGCCGUAUCCACCGGGGCCUUCAUUGGCUCUGGAACUGCAGAAAAUGUAUGGGUGUGUAGUACGAGUCUUACCAUUCGUAAUUGGUUGUGGUGGUGAAGUAACGGAGAAAUACCGUGAAACACUUAACCUUCUCCCCGGAGUAACAACCAAAGAGGUAGAAGACCUACUCGUACGAACGCAACGUAGCGCCAUACUGAGUACUGAUCGGAUAAUAAAAGCACAUCUCUCGUAG